Messenger RNA from Dreissena polymorpha, 398 nucleotides. RefSeq lists its product as uncharacterized. The transcript has 2 exons. The record is from RefSeq and is a predicted model, not a curated record. Bases 39 to 362 code for a protein of 107 amino acids. NCBI's taxonomy places the organism in Eukaryota, Metazoa, Mollusca, Bivalvia, Myida, Dreissenidae.
UUCCGAUAGGGCUAUAUUGGCCAGCGUCCAUAUCAUAGAUGAAACAGAGCUGUGGACUUUCCAUGCCAUGUCCCGCACCUACUGCAUUUGAUUACCCAACGACGAGUCGACUUGAAACUAGAUUGGAGAAAUUUCCAUUACCACGUGCGGACACUUUCAGAGCAGUGUCGGUAAAGGACCCCGUGGACGCCGACAGAGAGAACCGCUGUUUCGCACAGUGCCUUCGAGUGGAUCAGUGUUUGAAGUGCAAAUACGAGUUUUCUCGCUCAUGCAGACCGACAGUACAUUCGGCGACUUUCAACCACGGCACAAGACGAAUGCCAAUGUUCCUGACAGAGUUGUCAUCCGUGCGACGUCACUGAUGUCACAAUAAAGCGAGAUUGAACCAGAAGCAGCGG